UCCUUUCUCAAAGAGGAGCAGGGCCGCUGGACGAUGGCAUCAACGGGACUGCUGCUGCUGGAGUUGGGUCUUUACGCCAGCUGUUUCGUCUGUGGGAUCGUCACCGCCGCGUCCAUCACCAUAGUCCAGGGUAAUUUUGGAGGUCGGUGUAUGCUUUACGGACUCGUCUCUUACAAUGGAUCAGCGAGCCUCAUUGACGUCCAGUCCUCCAGCUCCUCCUCUCUGUGCUACUUUGUGUCUGCCAUAUCUGUCAUGGUGGCAGUGGUGUGUUUCUCGUUGUCACUGUACUGGCUCUACAGUUUCUGCAUCGACGGGGAGGUCAGAAGGGAGCGCAUGUGGAUGAACAUGAUCGUGAUCGUGUGCGGCGCCUUCCUGUUCUUCCUGCUCAUCACGGGGUGCAUGCUGAAGAUCGGACGCGACUCGCUCUGCCACUCGGUCAUAACCAACGUUCCCAACAUUACCAGCUGUGAGGAGGCCCAGACCAGGCAGUGGGUCAGUCCACUCAAAGGAGGACGCUUCUACAACAGUCUGUACAAAGCAGAGACGGCAGUGUGGGUCAACUUCUUCUUCUGGCUCAUCAUCGGUGGUCUGGUGUUUAUUCAGCGGCGCCAGAGUUCAGGGUCAAAGGUCAUUGCUGGAGGGUUCGGCGGACCAGCUGGAGGGCUGUUUGGUGAUCCGGGAGUGACGGCUGCGGAGACCGAGCCCUUUUUCAACCGACCCGCACGGCCACAGUGAGGACACGGUUCACAGGUUACUUACAAAAAACAGAACAACAACAACAUGGUAAUGUGGGAAAUAGGUCAAGUCCUUUAUUAGACACGGCUUUGUAUUUUUCAGGAGGCAGAGUGAAUACUAACACCUAUCAUUAUCAGGUCACAUGUGAAACAUUUAGCAGUAUUCAUUUGUCACUGCAUCAGAGUUAAAACACACGCCCGACGAGGAUGGGAUUCGAACCCACGCGUGCAGAGCACAAUGGAUUAGCAGUCCAUCGCCUUAACCACUCGGCCACCUCGUCACAUACAUAUCAAUUAAUAGAAGAAAACAAAAAGUGCCUCCUUAAGUCCGUCAACGCUGACUUGUCUACACAAACAAAAGCUAGAUGUUCCUGUUUCCCACAUUUACAAAGUUACCAAAGCCACCGCGACACCUGACUACUGCAUCACUGUUGUUUACAUAACCAAGACAUGGGAGAAAGUCUGUUUUAGACAUGUACUUUUUUUAUUUCAUUAGUGCGCUCAUAUUUUGUAUUUGGGAUGUGAUUGUGAAUGGCAAAUGUUUUUAUACACAAAGACAUUUUUCACUCAUCUUACAUUUUUAAAUCGCUUUUUGCCACAUUUCGUACAAGAGUUCAAAAGAAAACUACAAGUCCUUUUUAAAAUGUGUCUAAAUGUUAGUGCAUCCUUUGGCAUCAUGUAGAAACACAGUUUAGGAUUUUUUUUGUAACUCUUAAAGUUUGCUCUUUGUCUCCUUAUUUCCAAACAGUUUUUUUUUUAAAGUUUUUUUUACUACGUUUUCAGUGACAUUGAAUGCCUCCUUCGCCAAACGGUUGUUUUUCUAACCUAGCUGACUGCUAUUGUGUAUCAGUUUCAUUUUUUUUUUUCGCAGACAGAUUUCUCAAGCAGUCAUGUUCUAACUCUGUGAAGCAGAAGAUUUAGUUGGUCUUGUAAGGGUCACGACAAUACAGUAAAGCCAACAUACCGGAAAAUGUACUAAAUUGUGUUUAAAAUGUCUAAAUGGUAUAAAGAAUGAGGAAUGGUCCCUCUGCUGUUUCAACUGUUUCAAUUUCACUUCUUUUUUUUUAACCCUUUAACAUUUGAAUGAUCUACUGUCGACCUUCAUGUUCAUUUUUGUAAGUUGUCUUGUAUUUAUGAUGUUUUUUUCAUUUAACAUAGUUUUUUUUAAUUUCUUUUGUCUGAAAAUGUUUGUGUUUUCCAUCUUUGACCGUUCAGUUUUUACAUAGGAACAAAAAAAAACCUUAAAAGAAAAACAUGCGAUAGGUUGAAUCAACAUCACUGUGACCGUAUAAAGUGCCAUCACCAUCACAGAACUUUGACCUCUACUAACCCGACUAGCUUCACUCUUGGGUGCUCAUCAAAUCCUAAACUCAUCCCUGUGUGUGUGUGUGUGUGUGUGUGUGUGUGUGUGUGUGUGUGUGUGUGUGUGUGUGUGUGUGUGUGAGUGAGAUUUUUCUUAAGACAUGCAGCACUUGGUAUGAAGCAAAUCUGCAGUUUACACCAAUAAACCAAAGAGUUGAAACACAA
Molecule: messenger RNA, 2261 nt
Organism: Labrus bergylta (ballan wrasse)
Lineage: Eukaryota; Metazoa; Chordata; Actinopteri; Labriformes; Labridae
Gene: tmem179ba
Product: transmembrane protein 179Ba
Source: RefSeq, a predicted model, not a curated record